Molecule: messenger RNA, 960 nt
Organism: Cavenderia fasciculata
Lineage: Eukaryota; Evosea; Eumycetozoa; Acytosteliales; Cavenderiaceae
Product: C2H2-type zinc finger-containing protein
Exons: 2
Coding region: 1-960 (319 amino acids)
Biological process (GO): mRNA splicing, via spliceosome
Cellular component (GO): U4/U6 x U5 tri-snRNP complex; spliceosomal complex
Molecular function (GO): zinc ion binding; nucleic acid binding
Source: RefSeq, a predicted model, not a curated record
AUGUCAGAUAAAAAAGACUUUAUAGAUAGUACAUUUAGAAAGAAAUGGGAUAGAGAAUACUAUGAACAAAGAGCAAGAGAUAGAGAAGCUGGUAUAUUGGUAGAUGAAGACGAUGAUGCAGCUGAACGAUCACUUAAAAAGGCAAAGCCAGCUGAAGAGUUGGUGUUGUACAAGGCAAGAGACCAAGACUUGAAUUUAAAGAGUAGAUUAGGAAAGAAUACUGUCAUUGAAGGUGUUACACCAGCUGAUCAACAAGGUGGUCUAUAUUGUCAACUUUGUGAACGUGGUUUUAAAGAUAGUAAUACAUUCUUGGAUCAUUUUAAUGGAAAAAGACAUACUAGAUUAUCAGGUAGUAGUAUGCAUGUACCUCAAGCAUCUCUAUCACAAGUACAAGCUAAAUUACAACAAGGGAAGGAAUCUUUAUUAAUUAAAAAACAAGCUCCAACUGUUGGAGGAGGAGGAGGAGGUUCAUCAACGACUAGCUCUUUGACAAAGAAUAGUGUCAUUACAAAUAAUAUUAAAGCUCAAACACCUGCCUAUCAAAGAAUAAUGAAAUCAAUGCAAGAUAAAAAGAAACAACAACAAGAGGAAGACGAACCAACAACAACUAAAAAUGAAAAGGAUGAAAAAGAAGAGGAAGAAGAAGAUGAAGAAACUAAAAUAAUGAAACAAAUGGGAAUACCAGGUAACUUUGGAUCAUCAACAUCAACUAAAAAUAAUAAUAUUAAUAAUAAUAAUAGUAAACAACUGGAAAAAGAAAAGGAAAAUAAUAAUAAUGGAAACAACAAAAAUAUUAAAGAAAAUAUUAAAGAAAAUAAUAAUAUUAAACAACCAGAAGAAAAAGAAGAAAAAGAAGUAGAACAAGAACAAGAGGAAGAAGAAGAAGAAGAUGAUGAAGAAACAAAAAUGAUGAAAAUGAUGGGAAUACCAAGUAACUUUGGAACAUCUAAAAAACGUUAA